Molecule: messenger RNA, 1566 nt
Organism: Bolinopsis microptera
Lineage: Eukaryota; Metazoa; Ctenophora; Tentaculata; Lobata; Bolinopsidae
Product: sodium-coupled neutral amino acid transporter 7-like
Exons: 1
Coding region: 9-1379 (456 amino acids)
Biological process (GO): amino acid transmembrane transport
Molecular function (GO): L-amino acid transmembrane transporter activity
Source: RefSeq, a predicted model, not a curated record
AUAAGACAAUGUCGAUGGGGGAAGCAGGCUCAAUCCAGGUGGAAGGAGACAGGGGCCGGCUCCAAUCCUUCCACGAGCAAAGUAUCAGCGUGAUGAAUGCAAUGAUGUCACGUGAGUGGGAUGGGAACGAUGAGGAUGAUGACGAGGCAGAGGGGCAGGGCUCCAUGAUGGGGGCUAUAUUCAUCCUGAUGAACGCUAUCAUGGGGGCAAGUAUUCUUAUCUUACCCUGCUCUUUCGGACAAAUCGGUAUUGUAACAGCGGUUAUAAUGGAACUGUUUGUGGUGUUUAUAGGGUAUAUUUCCCAUAUGGUGUUAGCUGACGCGGUGGAUAAAUACAACGGAUCCAACUACCAGGAUUUAGUGGGGAGAAUGUGCGGACCUACUGUUCAGCUUCUCUCCCAGUUCGGUCUGAUCCUCUACUUCUUCACCCUGUCAUGUGCUACUCACAUCACUAUGGGGGACCAGGCGGUUAAGAUAUGUGAGCUAGCUGAUGGAGUUGAUCCUGAUACGGAGGUGGAACAUAGUUGGUAUUGUAAGAGGGAUUUUCUGAUUCCUGUGGGUAGUAUGACGCUGAUAUUCCCGCUGAUUUGGGUGAGAAAUAUCAGCAGUUUCGGCUAUGUGAGUGUGUUCUCUGUCUUCGCGGUGUUUUACAUUGUGGCUGCCAUCAUCAUAGACUACUACAAAUUAGCGCUUGAUGUCCCUGAAGAAAUCUGGAUGCCGGACAUCGGCAUCCUUCCCAUCAUGCAGUACCUCCCAGUAUUCACCUUAGGAUUCCAAUGUCACAUGACCAGCGUGCCGCUGUACUACGAGCUUCACCAGCGCUCAGUUGCAAAGUACACUGUCGUGAUCCUGGUAACCAGUUGUCUAGUUUUUGUGAGCUACAUGUUGGCAGGAGUGUUUGGUUUAAUGACCUUUGGUUCUAAAGUUAAUCCUGAUGUCCUCCUGGAUUACUCCUCAAAGGACGGGCUGAUGACGAUCGCUCGUGGCGCCAUCUCUGUCAGCGUUAUCGGGAGUUACCCGAUAUUUGUGUUCCUGGGACGCGGUGCUAUUGACGACACCAUCGUGCAGAUUGCUGAAAAGUUCAGCGUGCAACUGGAGAGGAACUCAGAAAAGCGGCGUGUGAUAACUCUUCUAUUGUGGCAUGGGCUUGCACUAGCCAUUGCGUGCGUCACCUCGUCCUUUGGCAUCGUCCUCUCCUUCGUUGGAAGCAUCGCGGCGCUUUUCAUGUUGUUUUUCCCGGGCUACAUGUUGUGGAUUGAGAGCCGGAGUGGUAACUGGGGGUACAAGGUUACCGGCUCUAUUCUAAUGUUCUUGGGAGGAUUUACUUUUGUCUGGACUAUUGUUUUUAAUGUUUACCAGAUCGCUGCCGGCCAGAGCUGAGUAGAAUCUGAGAUAACAUUACAUACAUUCUAAUAACUGUUAUAUAUUUGUGGAGUUGAAGAUGAUUAUUGAUUAAAGGAGAAGAAGGUCUCUAGAGUAAAAUUAAAACAUUUUUUAAAGAACGACUUGAAAUAACCUUUAUUGUAUGACUGCAUUUUGUUUAUUAUUGAUUAUUCAGUUUAUAAUG